UUUCUAUGUUUAUUUUCCAUGUUCUUUCGUAAUAAAUUUUAUUUCGUAUUUUAUUUUCUCCAUCUACUUAUCUAAUUAUUCGAUUUUUAUUCUUUUUAGAAAGCAAAAAAUUUUCACAAAAAUUAAAUUCUUUAUUCUUAUUGGAUAUUCGUAUUAUUUCUAAAUCUUACUUCUACCAAUUAUUACACAAUGAAUAGCAGCCAGUUAUGGAAAGUUCCAUACUUUCAUGGCCUUAUUGAUCGAUCUGACGCAUUUGAUUUAUUGACCAACAAUGGUGAUUAUCUUGUUCGUAUGUCAAAAAAAGAAGAUAAACAAAUUCUCAUAUUAUCUUCAAUCCAACAAAAUAUUGAAACAAAUAUUGAAAUUUUCGUUAGGAACAAUUUAUAUUACUUUGAUUUUAAUAAACAAGGAUAUACGACUUUACAAAAUUUAAUCGAAUCACAAAUUAAUAAUAAAGAAGAAAAUCAGAUAGUUUUAAAGAAGCCUAUAAAUAGAAUGGAAUGGGAACUUUGCCAAAAUGAUUUAGAGAUUGGAAAAGUUUUAGGGAGUGGGAUGUUUGGGAUAGUUAAGAAAGCGAGAUUAAAAGGAAGAUUUGAUGUGGCUGUUAAACAGGAUUUAAAUAAUAGUGUUGGAAUAUACAAAGAAGCUAGUAUUCUCAAGAAUCUAAACCAUGAUAAUAUCGUUAGAUUAUUCGGUAUUACUCUGGACCAAGAACCAAUGUUACUUGUAUUAGAAUUUUGUUCAGGAUGUUUAUUGGAUUAUUUGAAGUUAAAUACAAAUUUGAAAAACUACUCAAAAUUAAUUUUGAUAAAAGAUGCAGCAAAUGGUGUCGAUUAUCUUCACGAACACAAUAUUAUCCACUGCGAUUUAGCAGCUAGGAAUUGUUUGAUGGACAAAACUUUAAAAAUCAAAAUUACUGACUUCGGUCUUUCUACGAAAUUAAAAGAUGAAGAAGAAAUUAAUGUAGAAAAAAAAGCUAAAUUACCAAUCCCUUACCUUGCGCCUGAAACUUUUAUCAGAAAAAUUUUAUCUAAAAAAACUGAUGUCUAUAGUUUUGGAGUUUUAAAUUGGGAAAUUUUUACAAAUGGUAAAGUGCCGUUCAAAGGCCUUACGGAUUUAGAGAUUGCUAGAAAAAUAGUAAAUGCUGAAUAUUUAACCUUUCCAACAAAUACGCCAAACGAUUUUAUAUCGAAAAUUAUCAAAAAUAUUUUUACUUUGGAAACCAAACGUUUUUUAAUGAAGAAGAUUCUGAUUGAAUUAAAAAAUAUUAUUAAAAAAUCUGAAGAGGGAGAAAACAAAUUAAAGUCAAUCGAAAAUAAAGGAAGGAAGAGAAAGUGAAAGGAAGAUAUGUAUUUGAAAAAUAGAAAAUUUGAUUAUUCCUAUUACCUAAUAUUAUUCUUAUAAAAAAUCCUACCCAAAAGGUUCCUAUUACGCCAAAUAAUUAUUUGAAACUGUUUUUUCUUUUUUAUUAAGAUCUUUCUCUCUUAAAAUUCCUCUCAUUUUUCUUUUUAUGAAAUAUUCUCUUAAAAUGCAAAUAUAUGUACAUUUUGUUGGCAAAUCCAACCCAAAAUGUUCCUAUCGUUCCAAACAAUUAUUUAAAAAACUUUCUUGUUCUUUUUUUCUAAAAUCUUUCUCUUUAAGAAUUCCUCUCUCUCUAUUUUUCUUUUUAUGAAAUAUUCUCUUAGAAUGUAAAUAAAAUUUGCUGGGGGUUUUUUUAUAUUUCUUGAGUAGAAACAACUUUUCACUUAA
Messenger RNA from Meloidogyne enterolobii, 1749 nucleotides. NCBI's taxonomy places the organism in Eukaryota, Metazoa, Nematoda, Chromadorea, Rhabditida, Meloidogynidae. The record is from the annotation of a GenBank genome assembly.